This is a messenger RNA of Cavia porcellus (domestic guinea pig), 1005 nucleotides long. RefSeq names its product melanoma-associated antigen 10-like. The coding region runs from base 1 to 1005 and encodes 334 amino acids. Gene Ontology annotation, cellular component: nucleus. The record is from RefSeq and is a predicted model, not a curated record. Gene Ontology annotation, biological process: negative regulation of transcription by RNA polymerase II. The transcript has a single exon. NCBI's taxonomy places the organism in Eukaryota, Metazoa, Chordata, Mammalia, Rodentia, Caviidae.
AUGCCUCAUGGUCAGAGAAGUCAAGACAGCAAACUAGAGGAUGACCAUCCUGGCCAAAGUAGCACACAAGUUCUCAUGGAUGAGUGGCAUCUCAAGUAUGAAGAGGAAGCAUCAGCCACAGUUUCCUCUACAUCUUCCUCCUCCUGUGCUUCAGUUGGGGCCACAUCAAGAGAGGAGCCUGGGUCUGAGACACCAAAUUGUCCUCAGAAUUCUGAAAGCAUCUGCUGUUCUCCUGCAUCCAUAGAUUCCAGUCAAAGCAGUCAAUCCAGUGAGGACUCCAACAUGCAAGAAGUAGAGGAGCCAAGUGCCUUGCAGGAGAUGAGCGUCCCACAGAUCCUACGCAGUGUGCUCCUAAAUGACAAGUUAUAUAAGCUGGUGCCCCUACUGUUCUGCAAGUACCUAAAGAAUGAGCAGGUCACCAUGAAAGAAAUGCAGCAUAUUGUGGAUGAAGAUUACCGUGAGCACUUUCCUCUGAUCUUCAGAAAUUUCUGUGAUUGCCUGCGUGUGGGCUUAGGCGUUGAUUUGAGUGAAGUGGAUUUCCCGGGCUACACAUAUGAGCUUGUCCCUGUCAUGGGCCUCACUUACAGUGGAGUACUGGAGGAUGGUGACCAAGUCAUUGCCAAAGUUGAUCUCCUGAUACUCAUUCUGAGUGUAAUUUUCAUAAAGGGCAACCGAAUCAGUGAAGAGGACCUCAGGAAACAAGUAAAAAGGUGGGAAAUAUUAGCUGAGACAGAAGAAAUUGUUAUUGGGGAUCCCUGGAAAUUCGUCACUGAGGAUUUGGUGCGUGAACAAUACCUGGAAUAUCGACAGGUUCCUGACAGCGAUCCUGCUCACUAUGAGUUCCUCUGGGGUCCCAGGGCCCAUGCUGAAACCACCAAGAUGAAAAUCCUAGAGCGCAUGGCUAAGCUUAAUAGGAUGGAACCCAUGUCUUACUCACAUCUGUAUGUGGAGGCUGUGAAAGAAGAAGCAAGUAUGUUUAGGGCCGCUGAGGGGCAAGACGCAUGA